This is a messenger RNA of Podarcis lilfordi (Lilford's wall lizard), 5168 nucleotides long. The record is from the annotation of a GenBank genome assembly. Lineage: Eukaryota; Metazoa; Chordata; Lepidosauria; Squamata; Lacertidae.
GGACUACAACCCUUUUUUUGGGGGGGGGAUUACGAACAAACAUUUUUGGGAGGCCCCAUUGGCGAAAGCGCGCCUUGGGUUACAACCUGUUUUGGUUUACAAACGGACCUCCGGAACGGAUUGUGGUUGUAAACCAAGGUACCACUGUACCUAUUUGCAUGUCAAAACAGUUCUCUCUUUAAAAAAGUGGGGGGAAAUGACUGCCCCGCUGAACAGGCCUGUAAUCAAAUGGCUAAGAUUGAACAUAGUCCUUCGGAAAUGGGCAACAAUCAGGGUAGAUAAGUACAGUACUGAUUCCCUGGGAAGGGGUUAAGUGUGUAGGCUUAUUAAUUGUCAAAGGUUUUGCACAAACAGCAAAGUCUACUUGUUAGUCAAGAGACAUUCUCCAGCUUUAAAACAUAAACUUGCCUUAUGUUAUCUGGUGGGCGUUUCACCAGCAAUAAUACUAAUAUUGCAGCUGCAUGACGGGAUGUGCUAACUCAUGGUCUCUAGGGAAAUUACAGUAAAGUUUGGACUAGACGCAAAAGCCUAGAAGCCUCGUAGGCUGUAAUGUGAGCGCAUACAGUAAGGAAAGCAUUAUACAGUGGUACCUCUGGAUACGCACACCUGUGAUUGCGUAUCCUUCGGGUUACGUAUGCAGCAAACCCGGAAGUAUUUUUCUGAGUUCCACCAUGCACACAUGCACAGAAGCACUCUACGGCACCACGCACAUGCACAGAACAAGCACCUCCAGUUGCAAAUUCCUCGGGAUCCGACCGGAGCUCUGGAACGGAUCCUGUGCACAACUGGAGGUACCACUGUACUGAGUCAGACCAUUAGUGAAAUAGCCUUCCAGGGUCUCAGCAAGUGGACUUUCCCAUCAUUGGCUACUUAAUCCUUUUAACAGGAGAUACUCAAGAUUGAGCAUAGGACCUUCUGCAUGCAAAACAUGUGCUCUACCACUGAAUCAUAGAAUUGUAGUGUUGAAAGGGACCACAAGGGUUAUCUAUAGUCCAACACAGGAAUCUUCUGCCCAACUUGGGGCUUGAACCUAUGACCCUGAGAUCCAGAGCCUCAUGCUCUACCAACUGAGCUAUCUUUGGUUAAGUAUGACCCCCCCCUCCCCAAACAAGAGUUUGGCUCCAUAGAAUCACAGAACUGUAGUGCUGGAAGGGACCCCAAGGGUCAUCGAUAAGUCCAACUCCAUGAAUGCAGCAGUAACCAACCACAAUUUUUUGAAAGGGGGUACUGAAUCACUUAACAAAUGUGCAGAAGUUAUUAUGUCUUCCUCCCUUCACAGCUGCUUACAAAGUAUCCAAACGAGUAGUUUUCAAAUGUCUCCAUAAAGAAAACGGAGAAGUUGCAUUAUAUUUACUGAAAGAAGCUGAUGGAAAAGCAAGAAUCUCAAGUUUCAACACAACACGCUUUUAAGUUGCAUAACAGGAAAGAGUUUUUAAAUAUAAGAACAGGUAAGACCAAGUGGUAGAAUUCUUGUCCAUAAUGAAGGGAUUUCAGACGAUCCCUCAGAUGUUUAAAGGAUGCAUGAAAGUCAUGCAGCUUAACUUUGUACCCAACAAUGUACCUAAUGGCCAAAUAAACACCCCAUCCAUUUUGCACAUGUGAGAAGGGUGUCUAUCUGCAUGCCAACACGAAUGCAUUGAGCUCCUGACCCGGUUAGGGUUCUCCCUCAUAUGGGAGAGGUCUAUAAGCAUGGAUGUCCUAAUUCUCCACAUUUGAGUCCAAAGUGGAGAUGCUGUCUGAAUAAGUAACAGGUGCAUCAACAAUACUGCACUUCAGAAUUAGCAUAUACUGGUGCCAUCCGCAAGACUGCUUUGUGAGCUCAUCUGAGCUCAACAUUUCCCAGGUAUAGUUUAAGUCAGACCACUGGUCCAUCCAGCACAAUAUGGCUGGGCUCCAGAUGUUGUUCAACAAAACUACAGCUCCCAUGUCAAUGGUGAGGGAUGAAGGGAGAGCUGGCCAACAACAUCUAGAAGGCACUAGGUUGGCUACCCAUGGUGUACACCUAGGGUGCGGAAUAUCUGGCCCAUGGACCAAAUUUGGCACUGCGCAAUUUGGCCCACAAAGCUUGUUUACUCCAAACAAUGCCCAUCUGCCCUACAUCUGAAAUUACAUGUGACAGGCUGAGCCAUGGGAAAUUUGACUGCACAGCCCAUCCCUGCAAAAAGCAGCACUGAGGUAACCACCCAUCAACUGCUGGACAGUUAACCCUGCUGGAUUAGUUGUGUGACCCUAUAUUCGCGGCUUCCAUAGGGCUAGCAAAGCCCCUUGUGCUGUGGUUCCCAAGCACCUGGCAACUAGCUGGCUAUAGGGUGCUUGGGGUGUGUUGCACAAGUCACACAGACAGGUGGAUGGGAAAACCCAGCUGACAGAACAAGAAUGGCACCAGGUGAUUGGCAGGAAAGUUGCUCCACCCACCUGUCGAAGUUGAGCCAUGGGGAUGGUUUGGCAAUGCCAGGUCCAAAAGGGUUUUCAGUGACUGGCAGUAGCUCUCCAUGCUGGGUUCCUAGACCUACCUGCAGAUUUCAGGGGUUGAACCUAAAACCUCUAUGUAGAGCAUUGCUCUACCACUUAGGCAUAACUCUAAAGAGAUGGGCUAGGCAACGUCUAUGAGAUACCUUACUUUCUAGUGGAACAAUCUACAUUUCUGAAGUCGUACUAUUUUUGUUAAUAUUUCUAUUUGCCUAAUCAUCCCAGACUUUCUGUUGCUAUCUGCAAAAGGAAACACUGAUUGUACGGAAGGCGAGUACAGAAGCCCUAUCCAAUUAACACACUGACAUUUUGUACAAUAAGAUGACAGAGAACCUAAUACUAGGCAGGCAGGCAUUCACAUCAGCUAUCACUUUUGAAAUGAAUGAAACAGAAUAAGGGGCAUCUCUCCCAAGAGCUUGUGUUACACGGACUCCGUUUAGCAUGGAAACAAGUUACAGGAAAAGCAAGUGGUAUAAUGAGCCUGUCUUUAAUGAGAGGGCAGGAGAAAAAGUUAAUUUUUAAAUGGAGUAUCACGAACCACUAAAAUAUUAAUCAGCCAGGUACUAAUGCUUCUAACACCCAGAGCAUUCUCGCUUCCAAUUAAAGGAGAAAAUGACAAAUAACUUUUGACAAAAAAGCCACUUACUUUUAAAGCAGAACUUGCUAGCUAGAAAGAAAUCAGCUGGAGUAAAACGGACCAGACCACAGAGCGGGGUUUCUGCUCCUUUAGCAACUGAUGUCAGGCAGAAAUUCAAGAGGUUCAACUUUUUCCACAAGAGGGGUGUUGAUGGGGAGAAACUUACCUGGUUGAAUUUCUGCCUUACAAAGACUCAGCUGUUGUUGUUUUUUAAAGGGCAAAGGAGCACCACUGGGAGACAGAGGACAGGAAGAUUACAAAUCCCUUCAACUUUUCUUUCUAGUAAAACAUCACAUUGGAAUAAGCCUGACUUGUCUGUCUCAAAGCUUGAUGUAAACUCUGAACUAGCAGCAUAUUUUCCCAGUGUUCGCAUAGAUCAUUAAUACCAUAAGACACAUCUGCUAAUGUCUUUUCUUUUUAAUGAAUUUUAGUUAAAACCAUAAACAUACUCUUCUCCCGGGAGUCGCUGAUGAACUCAGGAAUUUUUGGGGUGGAAAUGACCUAAAACAAAUGGAUGUUCUUUCCUACAAUUUGCCUCGUCUCCUUUUUCAUUUGUUUUACGCGUAAUAAACCGGGGGGGGGGGUGGAAUUUCGGGGGGGGGAGAGAUGACUCGUCCGAUUGUUCUUUUCCCAACAGGAAAUGGAGAAGCUGUUUUGACAAUAUGGAUUAAAUAACGGUUCUUUUAAAGGCAUGGAACCCCCCGCCCCACCCUUUGCUCUCUUCCUCGCCAAUGCCUAGUAAUUGAGAUCACAUGGACUCUGUCUGAACUCUCAGCCGUUCUUCGGGGGGCUAAAAUGAAAACGAAACCCAAAACAGUGGCUUCCCCAGACCGCUAAGAUUUACGCAGCAGGAGCUGCUGGUGGCGAGUAGGUGUGCGAGGAUACGGGAUCGAAUGAGCUUAAGUGCGUCUCUUAAGAGCGCGCGCGUUACUUGGCAGGGCGGGGGAGCCCUUUAUUUUUAAUUUGUUUUUAUUUUUAACUUUUCCCCGUCCACCCACCACCUAUGCGCACCACGUAGCAGGGCAAGCGGGCGCGUGCCUGCGAUUCCUUCGCACUUUUUUGAUCUUCCCAAAAGAUGCCCAGGGACUCAGAAACGAGAGAGGGCACUGGAGUCGGCGAGAGUUUGGCGCGCCCCUCUUUCUUUCCUUCCUUCCUUCAUUCUUUCUUACCUUGCCUCCUUGGGAUGUUUCUUCUGUUUGCGGUUAAGGGUCCGAUGCAACAAGCCAGCAGGACCCAAAGCAGGCGGCGGGAACUGCAGCGAGACCGGCAGUGUAAAUCCAUUUUGGCUCAAAUCGGAUUGGCCUGUUUCCAACAAAACACACCGGCUGCGAUGUGUGGCGGGGGGGGGGGAAUGAUUAUGAUUUUAAGCAAAGUUUGAGCAAGUUGAGCAGAGCGCGCUGAAGGGCUGGUUUUGCAAUCCGUGGUAACGACGCUCCAAAAGAUCCUAGAGAUUAUGGUAAUCGGGGAGGAGCUUUGUGCUGGGUUGCAAGCGGCGGCGAGGACGACCAGUCGCGAGUCCGGCGUCUGUGGAAGCCAGACGGGUUUAAGUGGGUAUGGCACGGAGCAAGCAGCACGGUUUUUACGCACGCAACAGGGCGGGGACCUGCCCUUUGAUGGGAUUAGAAGAAUCCCCAGUAAUGCGAGGGCGUACAGCAACUAUAACGAAUGGAUGAGGCGCCUCUUAACUGCCUCUCCACACACACUUGCGCCCCACUCCGCCCCCGGGAUCGUCUCUGAGAUGAUGGAUCCAACAAGACGCCCACCACCCGCUGAGGAGCGAUCCAGCGACGCCCCCCUGCGGAAGAUGAUCCGUCGCUCACUGCGCGCCGCAGCGGAGCGCGCAUUUCCAAACGCUCACCGCGCAAAACGGCCGGUUCCCUCUCGCAGUAAGAGCAGAGCCGUUGGCUGCCCUUUUCACCACCACACCCGGCUCUUUCCCCGAGCCCCCCACUUUCCGUGGCAGAGUCCCUUCUCCAAAAACACGCUGCCUCUCCUCAAACGUUCCCUUAGAUUUAUCCUCCGCUCCUCCAACUGGGGAGUCGGCUCGCCAGUUUCCCCAUAG